This is a messenger RNA of Scedosporium apiospermum, 1059 nucleotides long. Its product is annotated as putative Aldose-1-epimerase. Gene Ontology annotation, molecular function: aldose 1-epimerase activity; carbohydrate binding. The transcript has 2 exons. The record is from RefSeq and is a predicted model, not a curated record. The coding region runs from base 1 to 1059 and encodes 352 amino acids. Gene Ontology annotation, biological process: glucose metabolic process; beta-D-galactose catabolic process via UDP-galactose, Leloir pathway. Lineage: Eukaryota; Fungi; Ascomycota; Sordariomycetes; Microascales; Microascaceae.
AUGACGUCCUCCGACAGCUUCGCACCUUUCAGGUUCCUCCGCACGGGAGCCAUCAUCCAGUCUUGGCGCGUCGGCGGUCUCAACAUCGUGCUCGGCUUUCCCACAGAAGACGUCUACGAGACACACAACGAGUUUUAUUUUGGCGCCACCCUGGGUCGCGUUGCCAACCGUAUCAAGGGCGCCAUGCUCACCAAUUUGAAUGGAGCCCAGACAUACUCGCUCCCUGAGAACGAGGGGCCAAACAUUCUCCACGGGGGCAACAAAAGCUGGGGGAAGCGCAAGUGGGAUGGGCCUAACAGAGUCGAGGUGAGGAAGAUUGAAGGCCUCUUCGACGUCAAGGGGGAACAAAGUCUGCAGUUCUCCCUCCUGAGCGAGGACGGGGACGAAGGCUUCCCCGGGUCGGUGGACGCGCGCGUCACGUAUACGGCCGGCUGGCAAACAACCGAACGUGGUGAGCAGGUGAGCGUGCUUCAACUAGAGUACGAGGCCGAGCUUGCUGGGGAUGCUGAAGAAACAGUUAUAAACAUGACAAAUCAUUCUUACUUCAACCUUACGGGGGCGUCCACCAUCACCGGAACCCAAGUUACGCUAUGCAGCGCCCAGCACCUCCCUAAAGACGCAGAGAACAUCCCCGUUUCAGGCCCGGAGCCCUUCCCCGCCAUCAAAGCAAACGAGGCGUUUAUUCUUUCCGACACGGCGCCAGUUGUUGACCACUGCUUCGUUAUCAACGAAGCUCCUGAGACGAUCCCCUUGGACACGCGCUGCUUACCUCUACAAAACAUGGCGCAGACCUACCACCCGGAGUCGGGCAUCCACGUAGAAGUCUGGGGCACGGAUCCGGCGUUCCAGUUCUACACCGGAGAGAACACCAACGUCCCCGCAGUGGCGGGCAUGGGGGCAAGAGGUCCGCGGAGCGCGUUUUGCGUAGAACCAUCGCGCUAUGUUAAUGCGCCGGAGGUGGAUGAGUGGAGGGGAAUGGUUCUCAUGAAGAAAGGACAGCGGUAUGGGAGCCGCAUCGUUUACCGGGGCUGGGUGGAUAAGGAUGGUCGCCAAACCUAG